AUGACCAUUUUCAGUAUCGGGCCUUUGACUCGGUGCAAUCCCAGACUCUUUGAUGGCAUCUUCGGAGCUGACUUCUUCGUUAUUUCCUGUCGUGCUUGCGAAGGAACGGGAUUGAGGCAUGAGAAGAAAGUUGACGAAGUCCAUCUGUUUCCUUACAUGCGUCAGCUAAACUAUGAUCCGCCAAUUCUGACGCGUUUUAGACAGGAUGAAUUGCAAUUUAAACCCCGCCUGGCUCUCGUCCGCACCCCCAGCAGGAAUCGAAUCCGGGUUCUACAGGUUACCACUACUACUCUGUCUCGUGAUCCACCCACGCCGCUGGCAGAAUGGUCUGGUGGUAGUGAUGAGACCAGUUCAGAUGAGGUCAGAAGCGCAGUCCAUCCUGGCCGGGAUGAUAAUACCUUUUUGGAAGGAAAGCUAAAUGAAAUGGAGCGUAACUGUGAGGCCAACUCAUAUGAUUGUGGGAAAAUGGAAAUAUCGUUCCUUCGUCAACUUUGGCGACAGCUCUUAUCGCCACAUACUUUCUAG
This is a messenger RNA of Protopolystoma xenopodis, 525 nucleotides long. Lineage: Eukaryota; Metazoa; Platyhelminthes; Monogenea; Polystomatidea; Polystomatidae. The record is from the annotation of a GenBank genome assembly.